GUUACAAGCAAGGUUACCGAUUCUAUUUAUCUCAAUGACCUUUGCUCAUAAUAAGUUGACUUAUCAUUCCCACUCAGAAAUUUUUAAAAAAAUUAAAUCAAACGUAGCGUUCAUUUACUUUUUAAGUGGAGGCAUAGUCGAAACGAUGCGUAAUAGAAUUGAACUGUUAAAGGAUUUUCCCAACGGCCCUUUAAGUGGCUACAGAAAAUCAGCUUCGUUUGAUUGGAAGAAAAUGAUGACUUUCUUCUAUCCGGAAGAAGUGAUCAAAUUUAUGGAAGAUAUCUACACAGAAAUUUAUUCAAACCCCGAUUGCCACUUAAGUUUGAAAUCAAGAACAUUCGAUGAGAUCAGAAGAGACGGUUACAAAUAUUUAAACGCUUUCAAAAGAAUAAAAGGUUUCGCGCCCGUUCACGACAAUGACCAUCUUAACAUAGCCGUAAAUUCGAUAUUAUUAAACUUUGAUAAUGGAGUCACAUUAAAAUAUUUAAUGGCGUACUUUAUGGUUCCUUUGGUUAUUAAAUCAAUGGGAACUGAGAAACAUUUAGAAUAUGCACAUGAUAUUUUAAAUUAUAAAAUGAUAGGUACAUUUUGUUUAACAGAAAUUGGACAUGGAACUAAUACAAGUGGAAUGAGAACAACAGCUACAUACGAUGUUAAUACCAAAGAAUUUGUAAUAAAUACCCCAGAUUUCGAAGCGGCUAAAUGUUGGUCUGGAAAUUUAGGUCAGAGCGCUUCGAUUGCAACGUUAUUCGCUCAUUUAAUAACGCCCGAUGGAAAAAACCACGGUUUACAUUGCUUUUUGGUACCAUUGAGAUGUCCAAAAACUUUGGAACCUUACACUGGAAUCAUCAUAGGCGAUCUCGGCGAAAAAGCCGGGGUAAACGCAACCGAUAACGGUUUCGUCAUGUUUAACAACUAUAGAAUCCCUAAAGAUAAUCUUUUAAAUAAAUACGGUGAUGUAACAGAUGAUGGUGAAUAUGUUGCUUCAAAUAAAGGCAAAGAAACAGUGCUUGGUAGUUUAACAAAUAUGAGAAUGGGUGUGGUUUUUUCUUCUCAUCUUCUAUUAACGAAAGCGAUUACGAUUGCUAUAAGAUAUGGUGCUGUUCGUAGACAAUUUGGACCUGAUGGUAGCAAAGAGGAGUUGCCAAUAAUUGAGUACCAAUUACAUCAACAUAGACUCAUUCCUCAUAUUGCCGUUGCUUAUGCAACAAAAAUGUUGGCUGAUAAAUUAUAUUUGGAGCAUUCAGCUUGGACUAAAGAAGCUCUUUCAGGUGGAAGUGUACCUAUUAUCCUUAUUAUGGAAUCGCAUGCACUUUCUGCCGCUGCUAAGGUUGUUUGCUCCUGGUCUGCAAGAGAUGGAAUUCAAGAAUGUCGAGAAGCUUGCGCCGGACAUGGAUACCUUAAAGCUUCAGGCAUAUCAGAUAUAAGAAACGAUCAUGAUCCAAGUGUUACAUAUGAUGGAGAAAAUCAUGUUUUGAUUCAACAGGCUUCAAAUGUUCUGAUGAAGUUUUGGCCAAGCAUUUUAAAUAGAACAGAACUUUCAUCGCCGUUAGGUUCAUUAGAUUUUCUUGGAACUGGCAUGGAUAUUAUCGCAAAGAAAUGGAUUGCAAAAACUGUGGAUGAUUUUAACAACCUUGACCAUAUCAUAAAAAUAUACGAGUGGAUUAACAUUUACCUCAUCAAAUCCACUUAUGAUAGAUUCCAAAACUUUAAAAACUCCGGAAGCGAUAAAUUCACAGCUAAAAAUAGCAGCCAAGUUUAUUACUCAAGAAGCUUAGGAAUCGCAUACAUUCAACUUUUCACUUUAAAUUUAAUGAAACAAAACAUAAUUAAAGUACAAGACAAGCCGAUAUCGUUAGUUCUAACGAAAUUAGCAAAACUAUUUGGAGUUUACAAUUUAGAAAAACACUUUUUAUCACAUUUGUAUCAAGGUGGAUUUGCAUCCGGCCCCGAACCUGUUACAUUAAUACAAGAAACUGUUUUAUUGUUGUGUAAAGAUUUAAAAUCUGAAGCUGUAGCUCUAGUAGACGCAAUCGCCCCACCAGAUUUUCUUCUUCGAAGUGUUAUCGGUGCCUCAAAUGGACAAAUUUAUCAAAAUUUAGAGAAUAAUAUUUUGAGAACUGCCGGAAAUAUGUCUAAACCAACUUGGUGGAAAGAAAUUGUUGAUAGGGAUUAUUUAAAGAAGAAUAAACUCUAAAUUAAAUUACUUA
Molecule: messenger RNA, 2210 nt
Organism: Onthophagus taurus
Lineage: Eukaryota; Metazoa; Arthropoda; Insecta; Coleoptera; Scarabaeidae
Product: peroxisomal acyl-coenzyme A oxidase 3-like
Biological process (GO): lipid homeostasis; fatty acid beta-oxidation using acyl-CoA oxidase
Cellular component (GO): peroxisome
Molecular function (GO): fatty acid binding; FAD binding; pristanoyl-CoA oxidase activity
Source: RefSeq, a predicted model, not a curated record